Messenger RNA from Lolium perenne, 1239 nucleotides. RefSeq lists its product as uncharacterized. The record is from RefSeq and is a predicted model, not a curated record. Lineage: Eukaryota; Viridiplantae; Streptophyta; Magnoliopsida; Poales; Poaceae.
AUGAACGAUGACGUGGCUGGUGCGAUCGAAAAGAUUCUGAGGACGAGGUCUGCGCAGGUCCCCAUCCGCAAGCUCAAGGUCAGGUUCCUCCUGAGGAUCCGCGACUGUCUCUCCAUCGGCAACUCCGUCGCCCUCGCCGCGGCGACCCAGAAACUCGACGCCGCCGAGUUCGAAAUCUCGACGCAGGAAACUUGGUGCAACGCUGACGAGCUCGUGUCCUACGCGAAACAGUUUAAUGCUUUCUUCGGCGCUUGUCCGGAUGCAUUCGCUGCUCUCACGCGGCUCCAUCUGCAAGAUAUGAGGCUUGGGGAAUCGGACCUGCGCGGCAUCCUUUGCACCUGCAAGCGGCUGGAGUCCUUGGGUUUAUACCAGUGCGACGCGGGGAUUGGUUCAGUGCUGCAAAUAGAACACGCCACGCUCGUUGAGCUCGACAUCAACCAUGGGUCGUUCAGGACGGUGCGACUCAACUGUCUACCAAAGCUCGAACGGUUGACCUAUGCUAAUUGGCUCUCUAAUGAAAAUCCGUUGGUUCUUUGUUCUGUCCCUCGGCUCUCGAAGCUAAACCUCAAGCAUAUAUGUCGUUCCGACAUGACCAUCAUGCUAAGCGAUGUGCUUGCCAAGGCCCCUUCCAUAACGGAUCUGCUUCUUGAUUUUCGAAGUGAAAAGAUUUGGGUUCGACCACAACACCCAGAAUUGCUCGCACAAUUUCUCAGUAAACUACGGACCGUGAAUCUCGACAAUAUUCGCGAGGGGUGUAGUAUUUCUUGGACAAGCUUCAUCCUUGAAGCUGCACCAUCCCUAGAAGAGCUUAGCGUCACAGCAUGGGAACAUAAGUGUCAAGUGAAGUCACACCACAGUCACCCCCAAAAGACAAAUGUAGAGUGGGAGCCAUCUAGAGCUGAUUUCAAGCACAUGAAUCUGAUCAAGCUAACUAUACAUGGCUUUGACUGCAUGAACAACUUCAUGGGAUACGUCAGACGUUUCUUGGAAGCUGCGGUGAACAUCAAGGAGGUAUUUCUGCAUGAUAGGAAGGUUUCCGAGAUUUGCACUGACGACUUGGAUGGUCCUGAGGUUGAGGCACAUCUGUCGAGAUGUCCACGAAGCAGUGAGGAGAAGGAUUUGUUAAGGAAUAAGAUUUUAGAGGGUCUAGUGAUAUCUUCUUCUGUUGUGAUUCACUUCCGGCCCUCAUGCUAUGUUUCACUUCCGGUCAUGAGGUCUCCUAGACGAUGUAAUAGAUGA